Molecule: messenger RNA, 2259 nt
Organism: Lycium ferocissimum
Lineage: Eukaryota; Viridiplantae; Streptophyta; Magnoliopsida; Solanales; Solanaceae
Product: transcription termination factor MTEF18, mitochondrial
Exons: 1
Coding region: 401-2164 (587 amino acids)
Biological process (GO): chloroplast organization; regulation of DNA-templated transcription
Cellular component (GO): chloroplast
Molecular function (GO): double-stranded DNA binding
Source: RefSeq, a predicted model, not a curated record
GUUUUCUUCAUCCUUCUAGGGUUUUAGAACUUUAAAGUGUAUCUCUUUGUAUCUAACACUUCAGCUAAGAACCCUAUAUAUUCUCUUUGUAUCUAACCCAUACUUGAAAACCAUUAUUUCUUUCAAGAUUGCUGAUUAAGGCACAGAGAAGCACCAAAUACAUUUAAAGGUAUCACAUUUUAUAUAUUUCUUGAAUUCUACUCUGUAAAGCUGUAAACUCACCAAAAAAAAACCAUCUUUUGUUAUACAAUUGUUCAUUAAUGUGACAUUUCCGAUGUAUUUGUGUAGAAAAUGAACCCCCCAUGAAAGUUUCUUGGACAUUUGUUGAUUUGCAUAAGCUUUUUAAGCUAGAAAUCAUAUUUUUUCUUUGGUUUAGAAUCUAUUUUGUUGCUAACUUGAGAUGCUAAUUCAUAAAAUCCGCAAAAGUGUAUCUUGGAAUAUGAUAUCUCAGUUCAAUCACCUAUUUAUAUCUCCUAUUUAUGAAAAGGGUUCUACUUUUCAUAGUCCACAGAAUUUUUCAUCAUUGAAUAUUCGAUGCUUUCGUAGUUCACAUAAUCCGAAUGUAUCGGUCCCUGAAUCGACAACUCAGACACCUAUUUCCCCUGCUGUGAAUAAAAUAUCGCGAGUCGCUAGAACUGAUGCACAAUCAGCUCUUUUUGAUUACUUGCAUUGUACUAGAGGUUUUAAUUAUAUGGAUGCUGAGCACAUUAGCAAGAACUCACCUCAUUUCCUUCAAAGCUUGCUAUCCAAGGUUGAUAAUGAUCAAGAUGUAGCAAGGGCAUUGACCCGUUUUUUCAGAUACCAUCCGAUUAAUGAGUUCGAACCGUUUUUAGAGAGCUUGGGGUUGAAGCAAUCUGAGCUUACAUCCAUGCUUCCAAGAAAUUUGAUAUUUAUGAGUGAUGACCAUGUCUUGCUUGAUAAUUAUCAUGCUCUUUGUGAUUACGGCAUCCCUCGCACUAAAAUUGGGAAGAUUUAUAGGGAAGCGACUGAGGUAUUUGGAUAUGAGUAUGGAAUAUUGGGUAUGAAAUUGAGGGCUUAUGAGAAAUUGGGUUUGAGCAGGUCAACAGUUAUAAAGUUGGUGACGUGUUCCCCUACUCUUUUGCUUGGUGAGAUGAACAGUGAACUUUUUCAGGUUCUUGAAAAAUUGAAGAUUUUGGGGUUUGAAAAUGAUUGGAUUGGAGGAUAUUUAUCCAACAGGCACUCCUACGAUUGGGGUAGAAUGCUUAACACGUUGCGUUUUCUCAAUGACGUAGGAUAUAGUGAUGAAAAGAUGGCGACUUUGUUUAAAAUGAAUCCUGCAUUCUUAUUUGAAGGCUCUGGGAAACGGAUUUAUGUAUUGGUUGGGCAAUUACUGAAGUUGGGUUUUAAAAUGAAUGACGUAUACUCACUAUUCUGUCAAAAUCCUAAUAUUCUAUCCCUGAAGUGUGCUAAAAAUCUCUGGAAGGCAUUGUACUUCUUAUUGGAGAUAGGAUUAGAGACUGAAAUAAUUGCCAAUAUUGUUUCUACACAUAUACAACUUCUGGCUUCACAUUCUCUGAAGGGACCAAUGACUGUUUUGAGGGUCUUCAAGGGUGACAAGUGUCGUUUAUGUCAGACUAUAAAGGAUGAUCCUUUGAAUUUGUUCAGAUUAGCUUCAAAAUCAAAAUUUAAUGUGGACCAGAUGACUUCCCAGAGCCCAGGAAAAUUAUUUGAGAAAACUAGUUUCUUAUUGAGAUUAGGUUACUUAGAAAAUUCGGAUGAGAUCGCAAAAGCUUUGAAGCAGUUCCGCGGACGAGGAGACCAGUUACAAGAGAGGUUUGAUUGCCUGGUAAACGCAGGUUUGGACUGCAAUGUUGUAAUUAACAUGAUUAAACAGGCUCCCACGACGCUGAACCAGAGCAAAAGCGUGAUUGAGAAGAAAAUUGAUCUACUGAAAACAUAUUUAGGUUAUCCAGUGGAAUCGAUUGUGUCAUUUCCAUCUUACCUCUGCUAUCAUGUGGACAGAGUCCAUCUUCGUUUUUCAAUGUAUGCAUGGCUGAAGCAAAAGGGUGCUGCAAAACCAACAUUGUCAGUGAGCACUCUUCUUGCUUGUUCUGAUGCUCGCUUUGUAAAAUAUUUUGUUGAUGUACAUCCAGAAGGUCCAGCAAUGUGGGAAAGUUUAAAAAGUUCACUUCAAUCCAGCUGAUCGAUUUUCAAUAUCAGUUUUGAUGAAUAGAGUUACCAUUUUUUCCUCAGGUUGUUAUAAGUUUCUAGUUCUAAUUGAUUUAAUUAGUUUUUUCA